CAUUCGCUCUUCAUUCCCUUGGCCUCAGGUAAUCCAGUUAAAGCUCUAAUUUUUCAUGUGCCCAAAGGCGAUUGAGGAUGACAGCAAGUGCAAUUGCCACGUGAAAAAACCACCGGUGGUGUCGAAAAUUAAAAAAUCACAUCAACAGCCUCUGGAUGAUGUUGAACGAGGGGAAAGACGAAUCGACGAGAAAUGUUGAUUAUCAAAAUUCGCCCAGCGACACCGAAAGCUGCAACGUGGCGAGUGAAUCGCCACGAAAUCCAUCGUUAGAGGAGAGAAUCGCCAGCAAGAUGUUGUCUUACUCACGUGAAACGAUUUGUUUAUUCAUCGGAAUCUUCACAUUUGGCAUUGCAUUCGCAGCAUUGCACACAGCGGCCCCCAGGGUCUCCAAGCCGCCGCUGGCUCGACCAUUUUUUAAUGAAAAUUCAAUGGUCAUUGACUUCUACAAGGGACAAGUCAGUGCAAUGAUCGAACGAGUCUCCGAUUCUGAUUUCUGUUUUGUUAUGUAUUAUGCACCCUGGGAUGCUCAGUCCCAAGCUGUCAGGGAGGAGUUUGAGAUUGUUGCUCGUCAAUAUCAUUCACAGGUGUUCUUCUCCGCGAUAAACUGCUGGCAUCCAGGUUCAGAGUGUCGAGCUCAGUACCCAAAGAUCCGCAGCUACCCUCUUCUGAUUCUUUAUCCUCUCCGAGGGACAGGGGUGCAGUAUAAGAGCGUCCCCACAGCCCCCUACAUGCUGGCAUUUCUCCGGAGUUACCUUCAUCCCCUCACUCGAAUUUCCACGGAGGAAGACCUCCAGGAGCUGCUGCCACACCCAGUAUUCGUAGGAUUCUUCAACUUUAGCAGUUUGUCCAUGAGCCCAGGGUAUCAGGAGUUUUACAGAGCCUCAGUGCGUUCCCUGGAGCUCGAUCCAAAUCGAGAGGUGAAAUUCGCAGUUGCCACGUCACCAUUGAGCAUCAGCCCUUCCCCUCUGCCCUCAGUGAGUUUCUAUCUCUGGAAUGAGACGCUGAUCUACCCAUCGACGAGUCCCUGGACAUCAGAUAGUCUCCUGCAAUGGCUGGAGGCAUCAAUUCACCGGGUCUCCGCGUGGCUGCAGCCCCCAGGCACCAAAUCCCUCACUCUGGCCCCUCACCUCUCCUCGGGACCUGUCAUUCUGAUGUUCACCCCCAGGAAUCCUCUUCACCCCUCCAACUACAAUUACAACCUCCUCCAGGAAGUUGCCCUGGAGUAUCACGACUGCGAGAGCCUCUGGUGGACACAAAAACUCAUCGACAAGCUGCGAAAAGAGAGACAGACCUCGAAGAAAAAUUACCUGGAGAUGAUUCAGAGGUGUGCAGAGCUGUCGAACAGCAACGAGAGCCCCAUCCCCUUGAGUAUUUCCCUCCAACGAUGGGUCAACGACAGUUGUUGUGCCAAAAUUUUCAUGAACAAGUGCCUCCUCUGCAAGAGGAGCCUAGAGCACUCUGGAGGUGUGUGCAACAGCCCUGAAAGCCUCCAGGACAUUUGCAGUCAGAAGGACGUCUUCAGGGUGAGAAAUGAGGGGGAUUUCGAGAAAAAUCUCUGUUGCGAUGACGACCCACGAGAGUCUGCGGCCUCUGCAGCAUCUUCUGGAGCACCUGGGGGAGCUAGAAAAUUUUCUUCAUCGAUUAUCACGGGGGAGGACGACCCCCGGUCGCCAGAGAACGUCAGGAAACGCCUGGCAGAAGAGAGCUGUAAAUUUCUUCUGUUGGGAAACAAGUAUCAACCCCCAAUAUUUCCAGUUGUCCUGGAAGGUGACGAGAGGAGGCUGGAGGCUGCUUGCACCACCAACAAGUCCCUGACGUUCCUUGCAAUUGACAGUCUGAGGUAUUUUCAUUUUGCCGAGGCCCUGGGAAUUGAUCUCCUGAGGAUUCAGGACAAAACAGCUGUCGUUAUCCUGGACUCUGCUCAGGAGAGUCAGUAUCUCCUGGAGGGACCCCUAGGGAGGGCUGUUCUCGUCAGGUUCGUCCAGGAGUUCAACAAUGCUACCCUCAAGAGGAACCUAAGGUCUGACUCCAGCAGAAGAUACGCCCGGGACUUCCAGCCUGUUUAUCAGUGCAGGGAACAGCCUCAGGAUCAGGUCUGCGUCCAGGAGCUCACCACUGAAAAUUUUCUUGGGGUCGUCAUGGAUCCAGAGAGGGAUGUCGUAGUUUUUUAUCACUCACCGUACUGCGCCUUCUGUGGUGCCGUCAGUUAUGUAUUUCUUACAGUCGCUCGAUAUCUCAAGGGAAUGAGUAAUCUCGCAUUCGUUAGAAUCGACGGGGAUAAUAAUGAUUUGCCUUGGGAGUACAGCAUGAAUCGCUAUCCGGCGGUUCUCUUCUUUCCGGCUAAGAGAAAAGAGGACAGUACGGUGUAUCCAUUCACCCUGCCGAUAACAAUUCCAAAUCUAUUAAAUUUCGUUCUCGCUAAUUUAAACGAUGAUUCACACAUCGAAGCUCUCGUGAAUGUGUGUCACACUGGAGCUGGUGAGCCACCAAAAGACUGCGUAGCUAGAAUACGAAGGCUGUGCCUGGAUAUUAUUCAUAAUCAAUUGGCUAUUUACCGGAAGCUGCGGAGGCAGAGGCAAUACCUCUCCAAGAUGACGAUAUCUAACAAGAGGAGGGAAAUAUCACGACGCCUCGAGCUUGUUCGAGAGAUCCACCUGAUUCUCAGUUCAGUGGACGACCUGGAGACUGAUCUGGAAAAAUUUUCCAAAAUUCUCCAAAAAUUCCGCGCCUACAGGAGGCCAAAGAAAAUUGCCAGUGAGACCUGUGAAAUCUCACGUGGAGAAGCUAGAGAUAAGAGGCGAAUUGGAUCUCUGAGGGACGAGUUAUGAUGACAAGUUUUUAUAGAAAAUUCGAGGAAAAUGUACAGUUAUGUAAUGAAGUCAGAAGUGGAAAGGAGAUAAUUCGGAUUUAAUAUAUUUAAUUAUCGAUUUA
Molecule: messenger RNA, 2931 nt
Organism: Fopius arisanus
Lineage: Eukaryota; Metazoa; Arthropoda; Insecta; Hymenoptera; Braconidae
Product: thioredoxin domain-containing protein 11
Exons: 4
Coding region: 156-2828 (890 amino acids)
Source: RefSeq, a predicted model, not a curated record